AUAGAAGAUAAGGUACAGUACAGUUUUCAGCUGUUAAUUUAUUCAUUUGAAACAAUACUCUGUUUUCUGCAAAACCUCUGUUUUCACCAACAAUGGCUUCUUCUUGCUCUGUUUUCUUCACUAUUUUCGUUUUCAUCUCUCUGUUCCUUUUCUAUUCUGCUUCUGGAACGUUGGUUUUCCCUUUAAAGCAUUCUUUUUCAAGAACCCAAUUCAACAGUACUCAUCAUCUUCUCAAAUCCACCACCGUUCGCUCCGCCUCUCGUUUACACCACCACCGUCAUCCCCACCGUCAAGUUUCGCUUCCUCUAACUCCGGGAAGUGAUUAUACUCUAUCCUUUUCACUUGGGUCACAGACUAUUUCGCUAUACAUGGAUACUGGUAGCGACGUCGUUUGGCUCCCCUCACCCUUUGAUUGUAUUCUCUGUGAAGGGAAGUAUAAUCCUACCUCUAUCCCUAACCCUGGCCCUAUUAACCUCACCUCCGCCGUCCCUGUCUCGUGCAAGUCACGUGCUUGCUCCGCCGUCCACUCUUCGCUACCGUCCUCAGACCUCUGCACUAUUGCGAAAUGCCCACUUGAAGAUGUUGAAAUUUCAGAUUGCAAGGGUUAUUCGUGUCCCCCUUUUUACUAUGCUUAUGGUGAUGGAAGUUUCAUCGCGAAGCUUUACAGCGAUGAAUUAUCGAUACCCAUGUCAUCUCCGUCAUUGAUUUUGCAGAAUUUUACAUUUGGGUGUGCUCACAGUGCUCUUGGUGAACCUAUCGGAGUAGCUGGGUUUGGCCGGGGAACUCUUUCGUUGCCGGCGCAACUCGCGAAUAACUCACCGGAAAUCGGAAAUUACUUCUCUUAUUGUUUAGUUUCUCACUCUUUUGACACCAAUCAAGUUAAUCGACCGAGUCCGCUCAUUCUCGGUCGAUACUCAGUCGACGAAAAAAUGAAACAGAUGAAGAAUUAUUACUCCGAUUACGCUUACACCCCAAUGCUCGAAAACCCAAAACACCCAUAUUUCUACAGCGUCGGACUCGAAGGUGUAUCUAUCGGAAAAACAAAGAUUCCGGCGCCAGCUAGCUUACAUCGAGUUGACAGAAGAGGAAACGGCGGAAUGGUGGUGGAUUCCGGUACGACUUUUACUAUGUUACCUUUGAAGUUCUAUGAAACAGUGGUGACAGAAUUCGACCGGAGGAUUGGACCGGUUCUUAAAAGAGCAAACCCGGUUGAAGAAAAAACCGGGCUUCGCCCGUGUUACUAUAUGGAUUCCGGUUCAAAAAAUGUGCCGCAGCUGUUAUUACAUUUUGGGGGAAAUUCCAGUGUGGUGAUGCCUAGGAGAAACUAUUUUUAUGAGUUCGUUGAUGAUGAGAAAGUGAAAAGGAAAGUAGGAUGUGUGAUGCUGAUGAACGGUGGUGAUGAAGGGGAAAGUGGGCCCGCAGGGAUAUUAGGAAAUUAUUUUCAACAAGGAUUUGAAGUUGUUUAUGAUUUAGAAAAAAAGAGAGUUGGAUUUGCAAAAAGGAAAUGCGCAUCUUUGUGGGAUAACUUGAAUCAACACUAACGUGCGCGGUUGCGUAGCGGAUUAAAUUUGACGUUGACUUUGACUUUGUGAACUCUGUGAGUCAAGUCAAGUAGGGUCGGGUGUUGAAUGGGCCGGGUUGGGUUAAGGAUAUUUUGAGAAUAAAAGUGUGAUUUAUUUUUUUUCUAUUUCUGUAUGUUAUUGUAUAGCUGAAGUUUUGGUACAUAUUAGACAAAAAUAAUGAAAAAUAGAAAGGAGGAGAAAGGAAUAAAAUGUGGAUGUAAAUUUUUGGCAAUUGGAUUUGUUAAUUAUUUGUUUGAUUAUGUAAAUUGGCUCUGAAUGUUUAAUUUUGAUGAUAUUUGGUUGUGUAGUUUUACUUAAA
This is a messenger RNA of Solanum verrucosum, 1881 nucleotides long. RefSeq names its product probable aspartyl protease At4g16563. NCBI's taxonomy places the organism in Eukaryota, Viridiplantae, Streptophyta, Magnoliopsida, Solanales, Solanaceae. Gene Ontology annotation, biological process: proteolysis. Gene Ontology annotation, molecular function: aspartic-type endopeptidase activity. The record is from RefSeq and is a predicted model, not a curated record. Gene Ontology annotation, cellular component: extracellular region.